This is a messenger RNA of Grus americana (Whooping crane), 7087 nucleotides long. RefSeq names its product C-X-C motif chemokine receptor 6 (gene CXCR6). NCBI's taxonomy places the organism in Eukaryota, Metazoa, Chordata, Aves, Gruiformes, Gruidae. The transcript has 2 exons. Gene Ontology annotation, cellular component: membrane. The record is from RefSeq and is a predicted model, not a curated record. Gene Ontology annotation, molecular function: C-X-C chemokine receptor activity; coreceptor activity. Bases 3907 to 4941 code for a protein of 344 amino acids. Gene Ontology annotation, biological process: G protein-coupled receptor signaling pathway; immune response; chemotaxis.
UACGGGGCCUUGCGUUUCUUAUGCAAGUAGUCUUCUUUCAGUAAAUGAUGUUGUAGGGUUAAGUCAAAUUUGAUGUUGGGUUUUUUUAAUACAUAUUUGCAGGUACCAAAUUCAAGUACUCAGAGGUACAAGCACACUGCUCUACAGAACAGAGUUCCAGAAGCUACUGUACUACAGGCUGCUGCAAAGAUCUAACUGCAUGGGCUAGUUUCUCUGAAGACUGCCUUGCUCUCUUACAGAAUCUGUCCAUAAGUAAGGCUACUACUUUUCUAUACUAAUCACUGUUCCUGAAGAUGAGUGUCCAAAGGCUAUCAAGAGCAGCGAGGCUCACUAGGGAAAUGAGUACACAUGAUAAACACAUCUAGGAAACACAUCUAGGAAACCACCUGAAAUGUUAUGUACACUGUGUGCAGCACAUUGCUUUAUGGGAUGUGCAGCUACUGGGCUACUCCUAUGAAGGAAUACAACAGGGAAGGUUAAAUGAAAGCUACAGCUCACGCUGAGUGGUGGUGAGGGCCAGGCAUGUAGUUUAGUUACAAGGAGUGCACAAAAGAUGCCCCUAAUUACAGUAGAGAGAAACAACAGCAGAGUAUCACUUCAUUGAGCAGUGUUGCUCAGGCACCUCCACUUCCCUGCAUCAAGAGCCUCCUUACAACUAUUUCUCUCCCAGAUCUUGUAUCCAUAGGUUGUAACUCAAUUCCCACCCCUGCCUUUGUUGCAAGUGAAUAUAGUUACCCCUGCAUUGGGUAGGCCCCCUCCGGCUCUCUUGUAAAUGUAUGGAGACCCUCCCAGCUUCUUUCAUUGACUCUGAAAGAAAAUUGAGCUUUAACUAGGGCUGAGAUUGCCUUAAAGGUAAAAAACUCACUCGGGGAUGGUCACCAACACAAUACCUUUCUAGCCAUCUCUAGCUCAUCUUGGAUGGGCAAAAAAUCUGAAAGUAAAUUGUCACUAGAAUAUUUUUGCUCCAGAAAAAAAUAGAAAAACUAGAAGGAACUGGAAAAUCCAGUCUUGUCACAAAAUAUGCAGGAGUGGUUAAAAAUAGUGGUAAAUACAGAUUAAGUUUUAAUUCUGUAAAUAUUUUUUGAAAAAAUCAAUUUGAUUCUGGACAUUUCAGAUGAAUGGCCACAUGUAAGUGAAUUUGAAUCAGAUCUUGAUAGCACAGCUUGUUUAUACUAUCAUAUCUGUAGUACUUAUCACUCAAGAAUAAAACAAAGGAGUAACCACAUUGCGUGGCUGUUGCUUGGGUCAACAACAACUAUGAAAGCUGUAAGGCAGCGGCACAGGCUUCAGCACUGAUAAAUAAAGCAAACUGCUGCUUUCACAUUUCCUUUGAAAGAUAAGACGACUGUGUUCCCCUACGAUGUGACAUUGUAUAGUAAGUGACUGUUUUCUUGACUUUGGGUGAAUAGGUAGACAGUUUAAAAACAAAAAACCAAAAGCUUUAACAUUUAGAAAUAGUCAAACUUGAAAGAUUUUGUUAGUAUCAUACAUAUCCUCCAUCCUGACAUGCAAGAUUUAAGAGAAAGGGUGGGGGUUUAUUCAGACUGUUGAAGAUACUGAUUUUGCAUUCUAGUUUUGUUAUUAAAUCUUUUCCAAUGCCUUGUUAUUGCAGUAGCUCUUUGGUUUACGCUUGCUACUUUUUGAAAAAGGUCUUUAAAAUUUUUAUGAUAUCUGGAACUCGGAGGGUGUAUGUUAAUUAUGUCCUUUCCAUUUAUGCUCUAGAAUCUGUUUUCUCAACUGGUAUGUGUUUGAAAAAUUCUCAUCUCUUCUAACACACCUUUUCUGAUUACAGUUUCAAAAUCCUUUUUUAAUGAAAUCGGUUCAUUUCUAAGCAAGGCACAUCACAUGAUGCUGACGAGCAUUAUGUACCUUUUUCUGUUUAUAGCCUGUACUUACUGUCAUGGCAAAGUAUGCUGGUUUUUAUUAUAUGCUACAAUUCCUUUUUAUUUAGAUUUAUUUAAAAAAAGACAUCUAUAUUGGAUUUUCUGUUUGGAACCCUGAGACAACAGAAAUGAACAACUGGCAAGAUCAUUAUUACUGCUUUUUACACCCUGCUUUUCAGGUGCAGCUACUAACGCAGGAUAGUUGAUCAGCACAACAGAAAUUAGACCGUGGAGACCAAAAGGGGGGAAAUCCCUGUAAUACUGAGACUACCAGCCCCUGGGAUACCCAGUUCCAAGAGUGGUAGAAAUGAUAAGCAGCCUUCUUCUGGUGACAGGAGGAGAACUAUCUAUGCUGGAGCACACCAGAAUAGCUUGUUCUGACUCUCCAUUACUUGCUUGCAUUUCCAGUUCAUUAAUUGGAGAGUUAAUUUUAACAGAACCAGACCUCAAUGCAAAUCCUGUAUUAACAUACUGGACACUGCAUGGCUCGCUCUAACUCACUUUUCUACCCAUGAUGUUGUUCCUAUGCAAUUUAAGCUUCUAUUAAACUUCUAAAUCUUUUUAGAACCUAGAUUCAGUCCAUACAGACUUUAACAACAUUUCCCUGCAAAUAAACUCAUCCCGCUUGCUAUUCUCCUGAUCAGGAAAUUGUCUUGCUCCUCCCCUCCUAUCUACCUAACACAAUCCUUUCCCACUAUCUCACUUCAGGUAGAAAGAUUACUACUGUUCUUUCCUUUGAGGAAAGCCGAAAUAACUCUGUGAAUGACUUGUCUGACAAGGCAUAAAAACUCUGAAGUUUGAGACAGCACACAAUGUGGAUUCUAACUUAGGUUAUCUUCAUCCCGCGUUUCGCCUCCAUCUGAAUUGAAAAGUAAAGUGUUUCAUAAAGAGCCAGUAACUUUUCAAAGGGGUAACUAACAGACUGCACUGGCACUACUUCUUGGCCCCACCGAAACUACUUUUUCAGGUAACGUUCAAUCUGCUGCAUGUUAUAACUCACAGAGGCGAUGCCUUCUGCCAAUCUAAAUGAUUCAGAGGUGAAUUCUGCUGAUCUUAUGCUGAGUAAUAUCUCGUAGUAGAAUUAGUCCCAUAGAAACAUGCUCUUUGUAGCUCAAGAGGGAGGACAUUUAACCUUAGGCUAAAUCUUUGAAAACCCCAUUAACCUGUCUCACAAAAGACUUUAUUUACAAGGUAAACAGCUUGCAAAUCGGGUUGUUGGUGUUACUCGUACGUGCUGGCACAGCCCUGACAGGAAACAGCCCCCUGCCUUGGAGAGCGGAUGCUGUGAUACUGCAUCAGCUCUGGAGAGGGGGUGUGAUGGAGGGGGGCUGACAGAAGUGGUCACUUCUCUAACAGUAAUACAAAUAUUUGAAACAGAUCAACUAAAAUCAAAUGGGGAAGAGACAUUAAUGAAUGUCCUCCAUGUUUCCAGUAAGUCACUUGAGGAGGGGAAAGGAAGAAGUGCCACCAUCUGAUGAUGUGACUAACAUCUGAACAGCAAGCUAAGGCUGAAUCACAAGCUCUAAAGCACUCGCUGAGACUCAAACCCUACUUUUCGAGACAGGUCCAAUCCAAGCCAAACAACUCCGACGCUUAACAGCUCGCAACCUGAGCCUAAAGGCUGAAUUUGGCAAAACAAAUUCUGCUUCUCUCAUAGGUUUCUCCAGAAUCCCUUGAUCCAAACACUAAACCACUCACGUCUUUGAAAGCUUAAUCCAUAUUCCAUUUUUGGAAGCCUCUGCAAUUGUCUUGUUUAUCUUUUGAGUUGCCCUCAGGACAAAUCUGGUAAGAGGUGAUAUGUUUAAAUUCACUGGCUGUUGUGUUUGGGUCUUGACUGUCAAGACAACCAUCUUCAGGGUUGCUUUUGCUUUUGUCUGUCAUGUCAUGGAUUUUCUAAUACAGCUCCUAUCUGUUAGCACUUAGGAUUUUGUCUGUCUCCUGGAUGCGUUAGGAUUUAAUUAUUUGGUAAGUAAAAAAAAUCUCAAUGUGUCUCCUUACAGAGUCCCUUUAAAAAGAGGGCAACAUGGCAACUACAGAUGCUGCUGACUUUUACUAUAACUUUUCCAUCACUGAUCCCAACGAGAACGGAAGUGAGAAUUUUCACACAUUCACAAGAGUCUUUCUGCCCUGUGUGUACUCACUCGUUUUCAUCCUUGGGCUAGCAGGAAACACACUGGUCUUUGUCAUACUAGUUUUCUAUGAGAAACUGAAGAUGCUGACAGAUAUAUUUUUGCUGAACUUGGCUAUAGCUGACUGGGUCUUCCUUUGGACGCUGCCAUUCUGGGCGUACUCUGCUGUUCAGGAGUGGACUUUUGGCACCGUGGCAUGUCGUAUUAUACGGGGCUUGUAUAUUCUGAACUUGUACACUUCAAUGUUAACUCUAACGUCUAUCACCUUUGACCGGCUUAUUGCUAUUACUUUUGCCACCAAAGCACAUAUGUGUCAAAACAAGCGAAUGACAUGGGGCAGGUUAAUCUGUGUCUUGAUCUGGGUGAUCUCACUAGCUUUUGCUGCACCACAGUUUAUUUUUAGUGAGGUGUUUAAUAUUGAUAAGGCAAUAUGUCAGGAAGAAUACCCAAACCAUCGUACAGAACUGAUUCUUGAAGUGAUCCAAAUGACCCUGGGCUAUUUUAUUCCCAUGCUAGCCAUGAUCAUCUGCUACUCACUGAUUAUUAGAACCUUACUGCAUGCCAGGAGUUUUCAAAAGAACAAAUCUCUAAAAAAAAUAUUUUCUGUAGUUGCCAUAUUUAUUCUUACUCAGUCACCCUAUACUUUCUUGAGACUGAUAAAGAUCAUAGACUGGAGCUUUAACUUGAACAGCAGCUUUGAAUAUGCAAUCAUCAUAACAGAAGCUCUUGCUUAUUUCCGUGGCUGUCUUAACCCUGUUCUGUAUUUCUUCAUGGGGGUGAAAUUCAGAAGGAACUUACAGAAAAUUAUUAAAAACUCAAGAUGCGUCAAACGCCAAGUUACAGCUAAACAGCUGCAAACCAUUGAAGAGGAAGGCUCUAAAACUUUUACAUCAAAUAAUGCAGAUGCAACAAGCAUGUACCCGCUAUAAAACUGCCUAGAGAAUCUGGCAACUAUUCACAGUUUUGGGUUUUUUUUAAAUACUGAGAUAGGUAGCCUGCACGAAAGAGGAGAGUAAAGACACUGUGAUUGGCUUUAGGCCAACCUAUCUUAAUCAUGAUACUUCAGCGUUUCCUGCUUUUCCUGGUCAGAGCUGAUCCUGAGAUAAAGCUGGUAACAGAGUUAACUGUGCAGAAGAUCUUCAAAAGGUAUAAGAAGCAAUGAGAUAAAACUCCCUUCUUCACAACAUAAAGCUAACUUGGACUUCAUGUCUCCAGAGGGGCUACAGACCUCUGCCCUGCUGUUUUUCCAUGAAAGGUGUUUUUUAACAGAAGCAUUUAUGAGUUUUGUUUCAAAGAUAUUAAAGAUUUUAGUUCGGCACAUUCAUUUAAUGAGAAUUCCUGGAUUAAAAACAUACACAUUUCAAUCUUCAUGCUGGGUAUCAUGUGUGGUUGGGUUUUUUUGGGUUUUUUUUGUAGUUCUCCAUUUGGGAGAAGGUGUCCACACACACUCCUUUAGCGUUCAUCUAAAAUUUCUGUAAUAAAGCAGCAUUUUCAUCUGCCUUCCAUCUAAUAUCAGGUUCAUGGUCUGAAUUUCCCAUACACAUUUUUGUAUCUUACUUCUGAUAACAGAGCUCACGUUGCCAGAUAACUAGACCCCCUGUCGACACAAGGGAUAUCACACUGCACAUGCGCUCUAACACUGAGCAGCGUUUCCUUAGACGCAAACUCUCGCACCCUAAUUCCCACACAUUCUUUGCACCGUGGCAUCUUUCCAGUCUGUUUUUCCUGGCACCCCCUUGGCACCCUGGUUCCCUUGCCAUGAAACCCUGGCUUCCUUAGUUGUUCUCCUUCUUGGUUCCUGCAGCCCCUCCUUUCCACGUCUGGCCUUUUCACUUCCCAGUGAAAGGGUAAAAGGUACACAGGGGGCAGCGCAGACUGGGGCAGAAAGGAUGCAAAAGCUCUUGUAGAGAGUUGCAGAACAGGGGUGGAGACCGGAGUAGGGAAAAGAAAGAAGAGAUGUUGGAGAGGAGCAGAGGGAGGGCUAUAUGCAGCUGUGGGCUGCCUAUGAUGAAGGCAGGGUUGGGUCUGGCCCAAAGGCUGAAAGUCCUUUGCAUUACAGCUUUGAAAUACCAGAUUUAACCUGUUUCAAACCAUUCUUGCAAUAACCAUGCUCACUUUAGAUGUUCCUUUUCUCCCCAUUAACACUCAGUCCUUCCUACCAGAUCACUGCAGCUCAGUGGUACCUGAUCCUUAUCGGCAUCACUCUGUCCAUGUAACCUUUUUUCCCUUGAAAACAGCUGCUUAACCAAUCCUUUCCUAAACACACAAUCUCUUUUGUUUCUCCCCUAGUGAGAUGGUGCAAUAUCCUUAAAAACAAAAGUACGAAGGAACGUGCUGUGCUUUCACGUCAGUGUGGCAGGUAAAGCUGGUAUCCGAACACACAGCCAGAAGGCAGGCUUUGCCAGCAGAGGGUGGUAAGAGGUGCUCCUGUCCCCACUCCUCUUCCCGGCUGGUUCUGCAGAGGGCAGCGAAUGCUUCAGACCACAUGCAGUUCCCGUUUUUGGCUAUGCUGGCACCCUGCCAGGCCAUGUGAGCUGUAAUUAGGUCAGGACAGAGUGUUAUAAGUCAUUACAAAAAAAAAGAAUCCAAAACAAAGCAACUACAGGGCAGAUAGGCUGAGAUGUCCUUUCCACCAAAAGCAGUACCAAGGUGUGAAUAAACUCUUAGUUUCUGCACCAGGGCAGUGGUAUUUUUUAAAUUUUUUUAAAUUUUUUUUUACACUUCUGCUGUCUAUUAUCUUGAUUAUGCUGCUGCAACAUUUAUUGCAGGCAUGUAAUUUCUACAAUAUUUUAAAAUGGAAAUACAGUGCACUGGUUUACCCUGGGGACUUUGACCCAGUGCUAUGCAACAUCCUGACUUUUGUUUUAGAACACAAUCUACAAAUAGGAAUGCUUUAGAAAUAAAAGUUUAAAAAUACAACACUUCAAAAGAGAACCCAUGAGCCUUGAAGUUGCAAGAUGUACCGCAACUGCACACUUUAUUGCAGCUUCUCACAUUAAGAUUUCAAUCAGAUUGCUCCAAACUCACAUAACAGACCUGAAAGCAUGAAGCAACUGCUGCUUAAUCCUAACUGUA